Molecule: messenger RNA, 1659 nt
Organism: Rubroshorea leprosula
Lineage: Eukaryota; Viridiplantae; Streptophyta; Magnoliopsida; Malvales; Dipterocarpaceae
Source: the annotation of a GenBank genome assembly
GUCGACGUUUGUCCCUGAAGCAGUAAAAGUAAAAGCAACCAAACCCUCUGCUUCCAAUUCCAAAAUCGAUUCCUCAAUUUUUCCAAAGCUUGCCCGCUUUCCCCAACUAAAAUUACCCAUGUCCUCCGAUGAAAUCUCUCUGCACAACGGCCUCAAUGUCUUCCAAGAUGACCCGUUUAAUUGCGCCACCGCCAGGCCCGUCCCCGGCCCCGCCCCAGGCCCCAAGACACGGGACCUUACCGCCUUCAUCGAUGACAAAUUGUUCUCCUUUCCUGCUUCCCAACCCACCCAAUUUCGACCUGGAAACAUCUACGCUGCACCACCUGACCGCCAGCCCCGGCGCACUUGGGGAAACGGAGCCCCCCACCAUAGCGGCGACGAAUCCGACGACGACGAUGACGAAGAAGAAGAUGAUGAUGACGACGACGGUGAUGAUGACGAUGGUGAUGGUGAUGGGGAAGAAAACAAUCAUAACAUAAGUGUCAAUAGUAGCAGCAAUAACAACAACAGCGCCGGUGAGAGUGUACAUGGGGUUGUCCCUGUAAAUCCCGAUAAAAUUGGAAAUGGCAAACCAAAGCUCCAUUCUUCCUUCGUGGGAGGGAGCAGAGAGGUGGCUGUGAAGGAUGGUUGUAAUGUUGGACAAGUGGGGAGAGAGAGUAAUUAUCAGGAUACCGUGACAAUUGCAGAGCCAGAUGGGGAUAUUUAUUACUCGCAUUAUUUGCAUGCUGUGGAUGGCUCUGCUGCUGCUGCUGCUGGUGGCGGUGGUGGAGGAGGAGGAGGAGCAGGGGGAGGAGGAGGAGGAGGGGAGCAGAAGGAUGCUGUUGUAGACAAUGGUGGUGGCUGUGGGUUUAGUGGGAGGAAAGAAGUGUCAUUUUCAUGUGAGUCUGGGGAGUCCCUGCGGGCCAUUUUAUCAGACCCUGUCUCGGGAACUCUCAUGGAUGAUGCGAUGAUAUUACCUUGUGGACAUUCCUUUGGAGCUGGUGGAAUACAGCAUGUGCUGAGACUGAAAGCCUGCUUCACCUGUUCACAGUCAGUCUCAGAAGACCAAGUAGCUGCAAAUCUCUCUCUCCGAGCUGCAAUUCAGGCAUUUCGCAGGGAAGAGGAGUUACAGUCAUACCGCUCAUCUAAAAGGAGAAAAGAAAGAGCUGACCAGGACAAGAGUAGCUAUGGUGAUUCAAAUCUUAUGGAUAAUCCAAGAGGUAGAGGCGUACAAUUUCCAUUUGCUGUGAUGGACAGGGUCAUCAUAAAGGGAAAUAAAAGGACACCACAGCGGUUUGUUGGACGCGAGGCUGUUGUAACAACACAAUGCUUGAACGGAUGGUAUGUGGUAAAGACACUGGACAACGCUGAGAGUGUUAAGUUGCAGUAUAGAUCACUGGCCAAAGUAGUAGAUGAUCCAUCCUCAAAGCCAAUGUCAAGUAAGAUGGCACCAAGCUGGCUGUAGAGCUGUAGAACGUUGUUUUUGAUAUGUGCCACGUUUUACUACCUAAAUCUAACUCCCUUACAGUAUAUUGUUGUGCUUGUGCGGACCUUGUAAAUAAAUAGGGAAGAUGUUUGAGGAAGCUUAGAAAGAAAGACACGAGGAGAGAUUUUUGUUCCUUGUACCUGUCUUUGUAUUAUUAGACAUGAAGCUCUGUUUAAAAAAUGCAAUCCAAACUG